AUGGAUCUCCAAGCUGUUGGAGAAGCUAGAAAAAUGCAGCUCAAUGAGCUGGAGGAGAGGAGGCUAUUCUCCUAUGAAAAUGCCAAGUUGUACAAAGAAAAAACUAAGCGGUGGCAUGACCAGAAAAUUCAUGAGCGAGUGUUUGAGAAAGGUCAGAAAGUUUUGCUGUUCAACUCGCGUUUGAAGCUGUUUCCUGGGAAGCUGAAGUCCCGCUGGUCUGGCCCAUUUACAGUGGUGGAAGUCUACCCUUUCGAAGUUGUUACAGUUCGUGAAGAUCAGUCCGGAAAGGAGUUUAAAGUGAAUGGGCAGAGGCUGAAACAUUACUGGGGUGGGGAGGUCGACAGAGAAAAGACCUCCAUCAGUUUAAAGGAUGCUUGA
Humulus lupulus (European hop) is the source of this 378-nucleotide messenger RNA. RefSeq lists its product as uncharacterized. The transcript has a single exon. The record is from RefSeq and is a predicted model, not a curated record. Lineage: Eukaryota; Viridiplantae; Streptophyta; Magnoliopsida; Rosales; Cannabaceae. Bases 1 to 378 code for a protein of 125 amino acids.